Molecule: messenger RNA, 627 nt
Organism: Acanthosepion pharaonis
Lineage: Eukaryota; Metazoa; Mollusca; Cephalopoda; Sepiida; Sepiidae
Source: the annotation of a GenBank genome assembly
AUGUUGAACUUUGUCUAUUAUCUACCAAUCUAUAUAUCUAUCUAUCUCUCCAUUAUCUAUCGAUCCAUCUUUGACGAUCUCUCCGUUAUCUAUCUAUCUAUUUAUCUAUCUUUGGCGAUCUCUCCAUUAUCUAUCUAUCUAUCUAUUUAUUUUUGGCGAUCUCUCCAUUAUCUAUCUAUCUAUCUAUCUAUCUUAUCUAUCUAUCUAUCUAUCUUUGAUCUCUUCAUUCUUCAUUCUAUCUAUCUAUCUAUCUAUCUAUCUUAUCUAUCCUAUCUAUCUUUGAUCUCCAUUAUCUAUCUCUUCAUUCUCUAUCUAUCUAUCUUUAUCCUAUCUAUCCAGACAUCUAUCUAUCUAUCUAUCUUUGGCGAUCUCAUCUAUCUAUCUAUCUAUCUAUCUAUCUAUCUUUGGCGAUCUCUCCAUUAUCUAUCUAUCUAUCUAUCUAUCUAUCUAUCUAUCUAUCUAUCUUUGGCGAUCUCUUCAUUCUCUAUCUAUCUAUCUAUCUAUCUAUCUAUCUAUCUAUCUAUCUAUCUUUUGAUCUCUCCGAUCUAUCCAUCUAUCUAUCUAUCUAUCUAUCUAUCUUUGGCGAUCUCUUCUAUCUAUCUAUCUAUCUAUCUAUCUAUCUAUUAA